CAGUUUCAGAGUAGCCGAAGGGCAGUUUGUAGUUUGUUGUCUUCCAUCCGCCUUCACUCAACAUCCCGCACCAUCAUUCCCAUUCGCUCUCUCUCUUUCCUUUUUUUUUUUCAUUGAUCAUUCCGCAUUCUCUCCAUUCUUCUCUCAGACUAGAUCAGCCUGAAUAUGUCUCGCACUAUAUCCGUGCGUAUACUCGGCAUACAACAGAAUAUCGUUGCCACAAAAAAAAAAGGCUAACCAAUUGCCCUGUUCUUUGAACGUUUGUAGAGAUUUCAAGAGGCAUGGCCAUCUGCAACCAUGCUCAUAGUGUCACUUGAAACGAUAUCUGUUCUUGUACUCGAAUCUCUCGUGCUCCGUGAGCACAUCCUCCACAUCGACCAAAUCCCAGCAGGGGAUUCAUUAAGCGGCGACCAAAAAGCAGUUGGGAAUGCACUAAGCACCCCCAACGUUAUUUACCCCGUUCUAUACAUCCUGGCCAUGAUCAGCUUGUUUUCGCUCUGUGUCGAUGCCAUGUACCAUCGGAAUCAGAUCCAGGUCGUGGCACUUACUUUUUUUAACUUUCUGUGUUUCGCCUAUGGCAUUAUCCAAACCAUCUACGACUGGCAAGCUGCCGAAGCAGGUGGUCCUUUAGCUGCCGGAGCAGGUGAUCCUUUGAAAGCAUUCAAUGUGGCAAUUACGGUGACAAUAGGCGUCUGCUCUCUCUUCCUCGUCUGGGCUGCCUACAAAUUAGCAGCAGUCUUCGGAUGGGAGAUGUACCGCUUUCUCGGCGCCGACCUUAACAUGCGAAGAAUGCAUAAAGGAUAUGAAAUUCUCAUCACGUUGUUAAAGUUCGACGUGUUCUUUUUUGUGGCAUUCGCGAUUCAGAUGUUCACUCUCGUGGAUACGACGGACAGGACCAUCAUCGCCACAUUCAACGGUAGAACACUUGCUCGCCAACAGCUCUUUAUCGGCCUCUCUAUCCCUGCAGCAGUCCUCCUCCUCGCGCUCGCUUUCUUCGGCGUUAUGAGAGAAAGCAGAAUUGCGACUAUAUUUGUCAUGCUUUGCCUGACAGCUGUGGAGCCUUACUUCAUCUAUCAACUCGUCUACCUGCAUCGCCCAGAAAACAGCGCACGGUUCAUCAAUUCGAUAAAGUAUCUUACUUUUUUCAUUGGUGUCACUAUGGUGUUGGUCCUGUUGACACUAUUCCCCAUGAUCUACUGCUUCCGCAACUUUGGCAAGGGCUUACUGAUCUCGGAAAAGAGCAGGAUUGUGGCGCCAAGACGUCCUUUUGAGAUUGACGAGGACCAUUCAGAAUCGGAGCCAUCGAUCCCAUUGGAACUCAAGCGUGGGGAGGACGGUACAUCCCAGCAAUUGAUGGCAUAUCCGGCGCUGAAAAAGAUUCAGAAGGACUACCAUAUCAAGCCUACAAGUGGCCACUCGUCGAAGGAUCAAAAGGAGAGCCACGAGAAGGGACAAGACAGCCUGUCCGACGGAUUACAUUCCAGUGCGCGAUCAUAUCAUGGCAAAGUUGAGAUUGAAUAAAGAUGGGCUGCAGCAAAUAAACAGACUAUCGUCAAAACGCGACGAGGUCGAGUCCUCUGGCGCAGUAUCAGCAUUGUAGAGACGUCACGACAAAGCAUAUAAAAAAAUUCUUG
Gamsiella multidivaricata is the source of this 1634-nucleotide messenger RNA. RefSeq lists its product as uncharacterized. Lineage: Eukaryota; Fungi; Mortierellomycota; Mortierellomycetes; Mortierellales; Mortierellaceae. Bases 298 to 1521 code for a protein of 407 amino acids. The transcript is spliced from 8 exons. The record is from RefSeq and is a predicted model, not a curated record. Gene Ontology annotation, cellular component: Golgi apparatus.